UCUGAAGAGAGCAUUGUUUUCCUUGAAGACAUAAAGAGAUUGACAGUUCCUAAGGAAGUCCUUCAUUACUGUCACCACAAGAAUGAAAAGAUUAGCAUUUUUUCUGCCAAAGUCUUGACAAGGCUAAUUAAGAAAGAUAUUAUAACAUUUUAUAAAAAACAAGAUUUGCAAAUAUUUGAAAAAGAAGUGAGAUUCUUGAUUGGCGGUGAAUAUAAAAAAAAAUAUGAAAUGAAUAACGAGUUUGAGAAGCUGUACUUCUGGAUUUUAGCAGCAGCCUACCUGAAAAUAUACCAACACAACUGUACUGAGCUAAAAACCCAUUUUAAGCAUAUAGAAUUAAAAAAGCUUAAAUCUAGCAAGAAGCCAUACGACCAUCUCUGCCAAAAAACGUAUCAUAAACUUACUGUUUCCUUGAUUGAAAGAAUCAAACAUUGGUCAACGCCUUUAGACCACAAUAAGACGUAUCCUCGAAACCUAGAAAAAUGUCUUUCCUUUCUAGACCAUGAAACAUCUGCUUCUGGAAAAGAUCAUGCAGUAAAAACAAUGAAGAGCUAUUUACCCAAUCUGCCUUGGGAUGUAAAACACAUUUUUGUAGCAAUAAUAACAGAAAAGAUCUUUCAGAAGAAAUUUGAGGAAUCUGCUAUGUACUUUUUCACACACAUUUGUGAUUUGGUGGGAAAAAAACAUGGUGAAAUAUUCCUGCCUGUGGUUGAAUGUGCAACAGAGUAUAUCCAGAAGAACUGGACAAAAGGAACUUUGGAUGCAUCUUUAAAACUUUUUGAAAUGGUUUUGAAAAUGUUGGACAACAUGAAGAAAAAACCAUACAAACUUACUAUUAUUUUUGACCAUUUCUUUCAAAAACUUUUAUAUCACCCUUUAAGUGAUGUCAGGACAUUUGUAGCUAAAUUUUUAUUCAGAGAAUAUCUAAAUGGAUUUGAUUUAAGACAACUGGGCAGUGCCUGCAUCAGAGUUAGUGAUGAACUUGUUGAGAAAUGUAUCCGCGAAAAGUUAUCCAACAGCUACCCAGACUUGAUUGUCAAAGAGCAAGUUGACAAAGGUUCAAAUGCACUAGUAUUUGUUGCAGAAACAUCGGGUGGUAGUGAAUCUCUGUUAUACAUGCUUCAGCAAAAGACUUUAAAUGACAUCUUGCAAACUAAUUCUACAGAUGAAGCCUAUGAAAGCUUUCAUGACAUAUCACGAGCAGUAAAUAAAUGUCAAGGACAUGAUAAUAUAAUUAAGUUGCAGAAUAUUCCAUCAUGUUCUGCACUUCCAUUUUAUGUAGUUGAACAUGGCAUACCGCUAUUGCAAUUCUUACAUGAGAAGGAAAACAAGCUUGCGUGGUCACAGAUGAUCGAUCUGCUUAUCGAUAUCACCAACGCAAUCAAUCAUUGCCAUAAUCAAUCUGUUAUCCUUCGUAAUAUCACUCCUGCCAGCUUUGAAGUUGUUCCAAGAUUAAAUGGGUCUUUUCAAACAAAGCUUUCUAACUUUCAAUAUGCUAAGUGCACACUUACUGAAGAAACUGAUAACAAUGCAGAGGAAUACAUAGAAGAUAUCAAUAUCCUAAGCUUCCAAGGUGAUGAACAUGAACCAGUUCCUGCAUACUUUAGUGCUCCCGAAACAUUGCAAAAUAGAACAUUUUCCAAGUGUACAGAGGCAUGGAUGGUUGUGGCAACAUUUUAUUCAGUUCUUCUGUAUGGCAGACAGCCAUUUCAGGAGUUAGCUCAUCUUAAAGUCUCUGAUUUUGUAAAGGAGAUAAUAUCAUAUCACAGAGUUGAAAUCCCUGGUUUAUUUGAUCAGGACCUUUGGGAAAUUGUAAAUUGCAAUUUUGAAAAUGAACCAAGCAAACGGAAGUUGGUUGACCAACUGCUAAAAGAUCUGGAAGCAUACAAAGUUAAUUUGGGAGUCAAAAAUAACAUUAUUUAUUCAGUGAAAUCUAUAUGUUCCUACAUUAACCCCGAAGAUAUCCAAAAGGGUUACUUAGACAAUGAAGGUAACUUUAUAUUUGAAAACCAUGAAGAUUUACCUCCAGAAAUUUACAAGGAUUAUUGUGAAACGAGAGAGAGUGACUACAUUUAUCAGACAGUGCAUGUAAAAAUGAACCUCAAUACAAGAAAAAAAUUGAAAGGAUUAAAUCAUGCAAAUAUUUUGAGAGUCCAAGAGAUACUAAAUGGUCCUUAUAAAACAACACUGGUGUGUAAUCUUGAUAAUUACAGACAAACAUUGGAGGAACUCCACACCGACAUUGAUAGAAUCACUAUCCUGUUAUACCUCAGACAGCUUACCAUGGCUUUGGAAGAGCUGCACUCAAAAAACAUUGUACAUUGUGAUUUGCGGGGCAGUCACGUUUAUAUCAAUCAAGAGCAGAAGACGCUUAAAUUGGGCUGCCUUGGAAGAGCUGUUUCUUUGAAAGGAAACCAUAUCAUCAAAAUGAUGCCUUCAGAAGCAAAAAAAUGGUCCGCUCCAGAGGUCCAAGCCAAUGGAAUUUAUUCACGUGCUUCUGAUAUUUUUGCUUUAGCGAUUGUAUUCUGGGAAGUUCUUAGCACUCAGACAUAUAUCAUUACACAAUUACGUCUACUCAAGCCAUUUAAGAAAUGUAAAAGCCACAUGGAUAUAGAUUUUACUUUUCCACGCAGUACAUGUGCACAGGAUCAUAUUUAUAAACUGGUGGAAUGCAUGGUGGAAUGCUGGAACCCAAAUCCAAUCAAGAGACCAAAACUUUCUAAUAUCAAACAAGUCAUUGAUGAACUGAGUGACGGCUACAUGACAAACCGGACUGAGAUCAUAAAUGAACCUUCAGAUGAUGAUGAUGAUGAUGAAGAGCUAUAUCAAUAUCGAUAUUCUCAUGAUGACGAUGCAAUAGUAUAUGAAGAAUCAGAAGACUCUGAGUCCGAAUUCCCUGUUUAUGAUAAAUGUAUAAGCUAA
Messenger RNA from Pelobates fuscus (common spadefoot toad), 2922 nucleotides. RefSeq lists its product as uncharacterized. NCBI's taxonomy places the organism in Eukaryota, Metazoa, Chordata, Amphibia, Anura, Pelobatidae. The transcript has 15 exons. The coding region runs from base 229 to 2922 and encodes 897 amino acids. Gene Ontology annotation, biological process: protein phosphorylation; regulation of apoptotic process. Gene Ontology annotation, molecular function: ATP binding; protein tyrosine kinase activity. The record is from RefSeq and is a predicted model, not a curated record.